Molecule: messenger RNA, 4008 nt
Organism: Toxorhynchites rutilus septentrionalis
Lineage: Eukaryota; Metazoa; Arthropoda; Insecta; Diptera; Culicidae
Exons: 1
Coding region: 1-4008 (1335 amino acids)
Biological process (GO): DNA integration
Molecular function (GO): nucleic acid binding
Source: RefSeq, a predicted model, not a curated record
AUGGCCUUAGUGAGUUCCUUUCAAACGAAAUCGAACGAGGAACGGAGUGUUAACACUCAUCAAAUGGAAACUGCUUUGGAAUUGUUUCGCUAUUUGCCGGUUACACUGUUUGGGCCGAGCAAGCAGGUGGAGUGCUACGCCUUUCUGGACGAUGGAUCCGAGUUGACGCUGUUAGACGAACAAAUUGCCUGUGACCUAGAGCUGUCAGGAGAGUCGAAACCGCUGUGUCUUAAGUGGACAGGAGGAACUCAUCGCUUCGAAGAAAAAUCGCGGAAGGUGGAUGUCGGAAUAUCCGGAUCGAAAGAAGAAAGAUUUGACCUUACUGACGUGCGAACGGUCGACGCACUUGAACUACCAGUGCAGAGCUUAAACGUCGAUGAGUUGAAGAAAAAGUACAAACACCUGGAAGGAAUUCAAGUUGAGUCUUACAAUCUCGCGAGGCCUAGAAUUCUAAUUGGUUUGAAACAUGCCAACGUUUCCUUGGUUCGACGUUGUCGUGAAGGAAAGUUGGGUGAGCCCAUUGCCGUAAAAACUCACCUGGGCUGGACGAUUUUCGGAGGCUGUUCGUCGCAGGGGUCAGCUGCCGACGGGAAGUACACUUACCACAUUUGUGCGUGUAAUCUGCAGAGCGACGAUCGAAUUCACCAAGAAGUUAAACAGUACUUUAGCCUAGAUAGCUUGGGAAUCGUGUCGCCGGUAAGUUCUCUGAUGUCAAGAGACGAUGAAAGGGCGCUAUCGUUGUUGAAAUCUUUCACACGAGUCGCUGAAAAGAAGUACGAAACGGGCCUUCUCAGACGUUUCGAUACUAUCCGUCUGCCUGACAGCCGUCCGAUGGCCAUUCAAAGGCUAAACUGUCUCCAAAGGCGUCUAUCAAGAGAUGAUGAUCUUAAGCGUGCCUUCACUGAUAAGUUGGCAGAAUACCAAACCAAAGGUUAUGUAAGGAAGGUUAACCCAGAGGAACUCGUUCAUAAACAGGGGCAGACAUGGUAUCUUCCCACUUUCCCGGUGAUAAAUCCCAACAAACUUGGGAAAAUCAGGGUCGUGUGGGAUGCAGCCGCUUCCGUGCAUGGAGUAUGCCUCAACUCUGUUUUGCUCACAGGGCCGGAUAUGAUGACCUCUUUGGUAUCAGUUCUGCUACAAUUCCGAGAACAUCGUAUCGCUAUAUGUGGAGAUAUUCGCGAGAUGUUUCUCCAGAUAGGAAUUCGACCCACCGAUCAGUUCUAUCAACUCUUUCUGUGGUGGGAUGAUACUGAACAGCAAGAGCCGAGCACGUUCGUCGUUGAAGUCAUGAUUUUUGGAGCACGUUCAUCGCCAACCACGGCACAGUUCGUGAAAAAUCAUAACGCUCAGCGUUUCGAAGCCGAGUAUCCAGCAGCAGCCGUCGCUAUAAUCAAUAACCACAAUGUGGACGACAUGCUUGCAAGCACUGAGACGGAAGAAAAAGCCAUAGAACUCGCGAAGGCCGUGAAAUUCAUCCACGCCCAAGGGGGCUUUGAAAUACGGAAUUGGACUUCCAACUCCUGUAGAGUUCUGAAAGCCUUGAACGAAGAACCUACUGAAGAGAAGAAUCUAAACUUAUCAGCAGAGACGGCAACGGAGAAAGCUUUGGGGAUGUGGUGGAACACAUCGACGGAUUGUUUCAUGUUCAAGAUCUGCUAUCGACGUUUAGAUGCUGCGCUAUUUGAUGGGAGUCGAGCUCCAACCAAGCGAGAAUUGCUUCGCAUCAUAAUGACAGUUUUUGACCCGCUCGGUCUCAUAUCGCAUUUCUUGAUGAUUCUCAAGGUUACUCUUCAGGAAGUAUGGCGAAUCGGAUUGAAAUGGGAUGAGCAAAUCACUGGAAAGCAGUUCGAAAGUUGGAAAUCCUGGGUUAAAUUGCUGCCGAAACUGGAAGACAUUCAAAUUCCUAGAUGUUUUCAUCACGCGACAUCGAUCGGGGAUCAAACCCGAAUCCAGAUGCAUACGUUCGUAGAUGCAGGUGAAAACGGUAUGGCAGCGGUAGUAUAUCUGCGCUUCGAGGAAGAUGGUUUAGUAGAGUGCGCAUUGGUUGGUGCGAAAACACGCGUAACUCCUCUAAGAUACCUGUCGAUCCCACGAUCGGAACUCCAGGCAGCGGUCAUCGGAACGAGGCUAGCUAAUACUGUAACUAAAUCACUUUCCCUUCGGAUAUCACAGCGCUAUUUCUGGUGCGACUCCCGAAAUGUUCUGUGCUGGCUGCGAUCCGACCACCGUCGAUACAGCCAGUAUGUGGCCGCUCGAGUUAGUGAAGUGCUAGACACUACGGAAAUAGAUGAGUGGCAUUGGAUUCAGUCGGAGUGGAAUGUUGCCGACGACGGUACAAAAUGGACAGGACAGGUGGAGCUGAAAAUUGAAGAUCGCUGGUUUCUGGGGCCGGGAUUUUUGAAAGGACCGGAGGAAAGCUGGCCAAAACGCAGUUUUAUUAGGGAAACAACUGAUGAAGAGAUUCGGUCAAGCGCACUAUUCCAUGGUAAAAAUGCAGAACCGGAUGUUAUGGCAAGUAACUAUUCACGAUGGAUGCAUCUAGUGAGAGUAACAGCAUAUGUACAACGCUUCGUGGAUAACGUUCAGUCCAAGCGAAAGAAAAUACCACAGCGUAGCGGACCACUAACGAAUGACGAACUUCGACGGGCCCAGGAAUACCACUUUCGCCAGGCACAGCGAGAUGCUUACGCAGAGGAGCUAAGGCUGUUGGGAGGUUCUAAUAACGAGGGGGAACGAAUAACGCAGGUUACAAGUAGCAGCAAGAUUCACAAGCUGAGCCCCUUUUUGGACCCGGCAAAUCAUUUACGAAUGAACAGCAGGGCCGCGAAAUGUAUAUUCCUAUUUCCAGAUGAAAAGUACCCAAUCAUACUACCCGAUGAUCAUCCCGUCACUCAUUUGGUGCUCGCCGAUUUUCAUGAAAGGUAUCAUCACCGAAACUAUGCUACGGUUGCGAAUGAAGUUCGCCAAAGAUUUUGUAUUCCACGUUUGAGACGAACGCUUCGUAAGAUGAGACACAGGUGUCAAUGGUGUCGGAACCGCGAUGUAAGUCCGGUGCCACCAGAAAUGGCUGAGCUUCCUCAAGCCAGGUUGGCUGCGUUCAGCAGACCAUUCUCUCACGUUGGAGUAGAUUUUUUCGGGCCGAUUGAAGUCAUUGCGGGUCGCAAAGUAGAAAAGCGUUGGGGUGUCCUGAUGACGUGCCUUACGAUUCGGGCUCUUCAUAUCGAGGUCGCCAGUUCACUUAACACGAGUUCGUGUAUUAUGGCGUUGAAUAACUUCAUUGCUCGUCGAGGAACUCCUGUUUGCUUCUAUAGCGACAGAGGGACAAAUUUUGUUGGUGCUUCCAAAGAAUUGCGUGAGGCUGUCCGUGCUUUAGAUAAACACCAGCUGUCGAAGGAGUUCACUACAGCUUCGACGUCCUGGCGUUUCAAUCCGCCAGCUACCCCCCACAUGGGUGGCAGCUGGGAGAGACUUGUCCAAUCGGUAAAGCGAAAUCUGACGGAAAUCCUCAGAAGUAGACGGCCAACAGACGAGGAGCUGCGUAGUGCAUUGACCCUGAUUGAAGGCGUACUCAACAGUCGUCCCUUGACAGAGGUUCCCGUAGAUAACGAGUCCGAACCAGCGCUCACACCCAACCAUUUCUUAUUGGGUUCAUCGGAUGGUUCGAAGCCUUUCACACUGUGUGACGACAAUGUACAAACCGUGCGUCGUGGAUGGCAGGUUUCACAGGUUAUGGCGAACGCUUUCUGGAAACGCUGGUUGCGGAACUAUUUACCUGAAAUUACCAAGAGAUCAAAAUGGUUCAAAAAGGUAAAACCUAUUUCCGUAGGGGACAUAGUGGUAAUUGUGGAUCCUGAACAUCCACGAAAUUGCUGGCCGAAAGGCAAGGUAAUUGGUACCGUGGAGAAGGGAGGUCAGGUACGCAGAGCUACGGUCCAAACAUCAAGAGGAGUUUACGAACGCCCAGCCGUUAAAUUAGCCGUCCUCGAUAUCUGGAGCGAAAGUUCGUAG